GUUCUCAAUGCUAUUUCAAAAAAAAAAUUAAAAAGUCUGAAGGUCAAAAUGAGGUGUGCCAGGUGAGAGAGUCAUGAAUGGCAGAGAAGAAUGUGAGGGUGGUGCCGGACAUAGGUAAGAGUAAACAAAAAAUAAUGCCAGAGUGGCAUUAAUUAUAGGUCGUUGUGGCAAAAUAAUCUUUAGAACUGGAAAAAACUCUUGAAGAACACAUGACUUUAACCCAAAACCAACAUCUGUAUGCUAAAGGAAAAAAUGUUAGCCCAGAAAAACGAUGCACUACUUUUGUUUCUACAGUCUACAAGAAAGUAGGUGAUGAAGUCGUCCUUAGUCCAGACAUGACUUCUGUGACUGCACCUAUUACCAGCAUAAUGUGGAAGGUCGGUCCUAACAUCGCUGUCCAAUGGGAAGAAUCAGAUGAAUCGGAUAUCACCUAUUUUCGUCAUUUCAAAGAGCGUGGCAGCUUGAACACUUCCAGUGGAGCAAUGACGAUCAAAGGACUGAUUUACAGUGACAGCGCAUUGUACACACCAGAAAUCAACAGUGUGGUACUCGUUUCCAUUCCCCUUUCAGUCUUGUCUGCUGUUCCUGUGCCCUCUGUUACUGUAUCCUGUGAUGAAGAAAAGAGCAGCUGCAUUUUGACAUGUGAAGGCAACACGACUGGACUUGACCAACUCACCUACGUAUGGAAGUUUGACAACGAAAAGACAGUUUCAAGCAAGCUCUGUUACAUCGGAAAGGAUAACAGUUCAAUGGUAAAGGAGUUCAGCUGUGAGCUGGAGAACCCAGUCAGCUGGGAGAGCAGCAGAGCCAUAGGCAACCCUUUGACAAUGACUGGAGGAAAGCCUGUCAGUAUAAAUACCGGGCUGACAGUAUUCAUCUGUAUGCUGUGUCCUGUACUGAUCCUCGUUUUUGUACACAGAUGGAGGGCUGGCAUGUGGUUUUUUCAGAAAGAUUCCAUGCCAUGGGAGGCAGACUUCUGGAGGAGGCAGACAAACAACACAGAGACAGAAGAAACAACACUGAAUAAGAUUAAUAAGUGUGAUGAUUGACACACGGCUGAAGAACAAAGGGCUUAUGUUACCCCACAACCACUCCACCCAUCUGAGGAACGUCGUCCUGCAGUCCCAACACCUCAAACAAGACAAUCCAGGUUCUUCUCAUGGAUCGUUCUACCCAGCUAGAAUGAUCUACCAAGCACCACCAGAACAGAAGCUCCUGAAGACCCAGCUCUUCAGAGAGAACCUCCUUGUCCUUGCACUUGUCUCCACUUCUGCACUCCACCCUCAGGUCCCCUUCUGUCCUAACCAGUGGCCGCCUUUAAAGCGUCACUCUACGUAGCUUGAUGGUUAAUGUUCCUGUACAUCACUUUGAUCUGCUAAUUGCAUGAAUGUAAAUGUGACCAUGCUCCCAGUAAAUGUGUCUGUGCUCCUGUGUCAUCUAUAUAUUUAUAUAUAUAUAUAUAUGUGUGCAUGUAUGUGUAUAUAUAUACAUAUAUGUAUAUACAAUAUAUACACAUAUUAGAUCUGUUCAAAAAACAACUUUUUUAAAUUUUAAAGCCAACUGCUGUGAUUCCCAUUCUCCAAGCUGUGGAAUGACCAGAUAAAACAAUUAUUUUGGUUUCUGACCGUGGGAAGUGCCUGCCUCAUGAGCCAUACAGCUUUGAUGUUGGAUGGGGGGGGGUUCUAUUUUGCCUUAUAACUUAAUUAGAAUUAACCCCAUAGCAUUAUGAGUGGUACCACAUGAGAGCUGAUGAAAUUCCCUUUAAGGUGAUACCCAAUACAUUAUACAUCAGCAAUCUACACCAUUAUAGCUGUCUUUGAAGCAAAAAUGUGUAGAUUUUAGGGAAUUUCAGCGGGACCAGGUCGAACCAUACACCACUCAUAAUGAUAUAUGGUUGAUUUUAGUGAAGUUAUAAGGCAAAAUAGAACACCCCAUCCAGAAUCCCAAGUGGUUUUGACAUCAAAACUGUAUGGCUUAUAUCAUUUUUUAAGUUGUUUUUUUAACAAGUCUAGUAUAUAUACAUAUAUGUAUAUAUAUAUAUAUGUAUAUACAUAUGUGUGUGUGUGUGUAACUAAUAUAAUGGGAGAAAUUCUUACUUGACCCCUUGUUGAAUUUGUUUGGUUGUUUAUUGAUUAUGACGAUAUAAUAUCAGUCAAAAAUGCAUGAAAAACCACAGACACUAGAAAAGUUCUAAAAUGUUGUGUGUGUUCUACUGGGUGGUUCUACAACUCCCCCAGAAUUCUGGCUCCCACAGAUUGGCUAGUAGCCACAGGGGUGACUUCACUGCACUGAGGGGGAUAUGUACUGUAACAUCUUGGUUGAAAACCUCCUUUCCUCUGGAAUAACACAGAUUAAGGUCAUGAAGUGGCCCAGUCAGUCUCCAGAUCUGAACUCAAUAGAAAACCUGUGGAGGGAGCUGAAGCUUCAAGCUGAACCUGUGUGAAAUCUUGGUGACCAACUACAAGCCUCGUCUCAUCACUGUGCCUGUUUCUCUACCAAAUACUAACAUUUGUUUUGUUUGGGGAUCAAAUAUUGAGAAAACCCUGAUCUCUCUGAGUCCCACGAUGAUGACCAACAUUAGAAUACAGCAGCAGAGGCCUUCACUGUUAGCUUCCACCAUAGGAGAGAGGUUUAGACAGAUGUUUAGGUUUAAAUGUUGUAUUAAUUGUGCAUGGUAUGUGUAGAUUGAUUCAAUUGAAAAUGUAAAUGUGAAAAUAUGAAUUUUCCCCACGUACCACUAGAGAGCACUCACGUACCACUGGUGGUACACGUACCACAGUUUGAGAACCACUGAUUUAGAGAAUAUAAGUGUUGUUCUACUUAGUUUGCCACGGUGUUUCAUUAAACUGACUGUUACAAACAAA
Cynoglossus semilaevis (tongue sole) is the source of this 2864-nucleotide messenger RNA. RefSeq names its product carcinoembryonic antigen-related cell adhesion molecule 7-like. The record is from RefSeq and is a predicted model, not a curated record. Gene Ontology annotation, cellular component: membrane. Lineage: Eukaryota; Metazoa; Chordata; Actinopteri; Pleuronectiformes; Cynoglossidae. The coding region runs from base 210 to 1049 and encodes 279 amino acids. The transcript is spliced from 11 exons.